Molecule: messenger RNA, 1636 nt
Organism: Ceratitis capitata (Mediterranean fruit fly)
Lineage: Eukaryota; Metazoa; Arthropoda; Insecta; Diptera; Tephritidae
Product: RING finger protein 141
Exons: 4
Coding region: 238-1044 (268 amino acids)
Biological process (GO): protein autoubiquitination
Molecular function (GO): ubiquitin-protein transferase activity; metal ion binding
Source: RefSeq, a predicted model, not a curated record
GUAUGUGUGUACAUCUGGCAGCAUCUGGAACAGAAAUGUCAAAUUGCGUUUUGUUUUUAUUUGGCCGUCAAUUUUUCACAAAUUGUUUGCAAAUUAAGCAAAUCAAAUGUUUCUUUAAAGUCAUGGAAGUUGAAGAGCUGUGUUGAAAUUGUUUUGAAAUUGAAAGAAAAACCGGAGUCCACAAUUUGCAAUUAAAACUAUUUAUGACAUAUUCCUAAAUAUCUGAAAUAAAGAAUAAUGGGGCAAGUCCAAUCUAUCAACGACAGCACUAUUCCAGAUACCGUGGAUGUAGUACAUAUGCAGAUGGUGCGCCAUGCCAAAGUACUUUCCGAGAUUAAUUCUCUAAGCUAUGAUGAAUUUAAAGCUUGUUUGGAUAACUUAAAUGAAUUAUCUCGCAAGUGCAUUGAUCCUAAUGGUAAGCAACUGGUAUUCCUCAUCAAACGUGGCACAGACACAUCUUUAUUAUGGAAGGCGAUGGUAAAAAUCGCUUGCAUUAAAGUUGAUCCUUCUACGCGGAAAAUCGAUAGUUAUAAAUUUCUUAACCUCAAGCAAUUCCUGUGCGUAUUUAGGACUUUUCAGUCGCAUUUAGAAAGUUUGGUAUCGAGUGAAAAUCAAUUGGACUCACGCCGUAGUUCACUUUCUCAAACUCCGAUACACGAUGAAAUUGCUGGUGCAACAUCCACCGUUAACAACCCUAUAACAGCUUCAAUCAUUAUGGAGCGGGUAAAUUCCCUUGUAUAUAAUGGUGGAAAUUCAAGCAGCGAGACUUCCAGUGGCUUGCACAGUCCUACAUCAUGUUCUCACUCCGAACAUGUUGAUGAGUGCUCAAUAUGUUUGGAUCGACUUACGGAGGUUAUACUACCAUGCAUGCAUAGCUUUUGCACGCCGUGCAUUGAACAAUGGAAUGUCAAUAAUAAAACAUGCCCUAUAUGCAGCGAGGUACUUGAUAGUACAGAUGAAACUUGGGUUAUGCCAAAUAUUCCUGGCGUUGAAGAAAUUAAUGAAAAAAUUUGUGCUGAAUUCAUGAGUUUGACAAAAGAUUAAAAAAGCUAAUUUUUAAACCUUAAAACAAUUAGUUGCCAGUAUAUAUGUAUGUAUAUGAAUAUUAGAUCUAAGCAAAUUUGAAAAGUUAUAGGAAUGAUAUUACUAGUUCAUCAAUUAUUAAAGCAAGAUAUUCUUAGUUUAAUAUUAUCUAUUUCAAUAUCAAAAACAAGAUGUUAUGAUUUUAUAGGGUAAUCUAAAUUAUUGGCAUUAAAUUCAUAUCUAUUAUCCUCCUCGUAUAUUAUAUAAUUAAGCUCGUGAUUAUUUGUUUUUAUGUAAUAUUAAUUACAUAACUUUUUACAUACAUACACAUAUUCAUCAACCCUAUCUGAAACAUUCCAAUUCAUUUAUCACAUAAUUGCUUAUUUUUAAUGCCAAGUAUUAAAUUAAUUAUUUAUUUAAUGCUUGUUGAUGAUUUUAUAUGUGUAAGUAUUACAUAAAUAUGUUAUUUACAUUGGUAUCGAAAAUUUGUUUAUUCCUUAAAAUAAUUAAUGGUUGGUACAAUAAGUAAAUUGCUGCGAGACAAAUAUUGAUAUCUAAAACUAAAACUAUACAUUACACGCAAAUAAAAUUACAUACGUUUUAAAUUUGUAAG